CAAAAGUGAACUUUGAACUGGAAUUACUCUGAAAGUAAACAGUAAAAGUACUUGCUAUGUAUUUACAUACUACUUGUGUAUAAAGUACAAGAGGUAGCUACUGCAUCCAAAACAUAAGCUACUAAUAAAAAUGGUGGGUUUUAUACUACUUCAAAGAUGGACGAUUAACCUAAUUUUUGUUGUGAAAAGUGAACUUUGACCCUUGAUUACUCAGUAAAAGUACAUCAUCCUGCUUGUGUGCGAAGUACAAGAUGCACUGAGUCCAACUGAAGUGAAAUCACUGAGCUGAUGCUAUCGCUAUCGUAAAAACAUAAAGAACACACACACACACAUUGAGCAAAAUACACAAAAAAACUAUUACAUACUGAACAUCCUGCAAGAACUAAACCAAAGUUUGUUCAUCUUUACGUCAUAUUAAUUUGACAUUAUCCAAUUUACAAAUGACAGCAACUGUCGGCUCUUUCGAAUCCUUUUACUUUAUAUAUUUAUUUAUUUACAAAUAACACGAAAAAGGCAAUACAGGCGACAAUAUGACACCAUAAAAUACUGGAAAACAUCUGUCUUGACCUAGAAAAAUCUGAAUACAGUGUCUGAUAUUUGUCAUUUCCAAAGGCAGAAAUUUCCAUAUUUGAUUCAAGUGAUUGAUUUUCUACUGUUUCUGCAUGUUUCUUGCUGUCUUUAUGAAAACUCUUUUUCUGACCUAUUUAAUUCAAAAAUGAAACAGGCUGUAUAAUAUGGACUCACAAUGUCAAACUGGCAUUGACAUUAUUAGGUGAGUCAAAUAUGGUUUAUUAUUUUACCAUUCAUUAUUGCUGUAUCAGCCAUGAAUUACCUGUGAUAACACUGUGAUAAGCAUAUAUUCAAACAAGGAUAGCUGUGUCUGCAUUGUGCCACCAGUGCCACUAGAUAGCGCAGUUGCUUUGAGUAACAUCCCAGCAGUUAAUUCAUCUUUGCUGUGCACUCCUGUGAAACCUCUGUUGGCCCCCAAAUAAUAACACAUUUCAGUAAAAAAAAAUAAAAAAAUAAAGUGGUUUUAAUAUUGUUCAUAGAUAAUUUAAAAUACAUCACUGAUGUUAGGAUUAUGAUUAUUAUGCUAAUUAUUCUGCAGUGAAUACAGAAGAUUACAGGUAACACACUGGGUAACUAAUUAUUAUUUGUAUUGGAAUUUUGCUAACAAUUUGUUUACCUGUGACACAAUCAAAUAGAAACAGUUCAGUGUUUAAUUUCUAAUGGCAAACUGUUGUUUUUACUGUGUUAUUCACAGUAAUCGCUCACUCCCUCUUCAAAUGAUAUCAGUAUGAACUCAGUAUGACGGCUUUAGUUGAUUCUUUUGUCUAGUCAUUUACUUGAGUCUGGCAUUGUAAUCUACUCUAGUUCUGUUCAGGAUUGUACACAUUGGCUCACAUUGGUGCAUUUGAUUCCCUGCUGUUGUCAGAUUGUGGUCUGUAGACUGUAUGCCUGCUCAUGAGUUCAUUUCCCUGGUGUUUUGGCAAAAUAACAAGAAUGUCUUGUGUAAUUAAUGUUAUAAUAGAAAUGAGCUUAUGUUAUUAUAGUGUUGUUUUGUUUAUAUUAGUAAAUCAAUGUUUUCUAAAUUAUUGACUUCUUUCUGCUGUUGCUGCAGGUCUGAGACAUGAAAUCAUGUCAAGAGUCAUUCGCUGUCACCUCCAGAAAUCACUGAAGAGGAGGAUAUUGAGUUGAUUGGCUGCACAUCACUUCACACACAUGAUCAGACAGCAACACACACACACACACACGUACACACACACACCUUUAUGACAGGGGAUCCUGGACAUCUGCCCUAGUGCACACACACAUACACACACAGACGUGGUGACUGCGUCUCCACUAAUCUUUGAGAGGAAACACAAACUGUCCUGUGACCUGUUUUCACACACUCUUCACACACCCUCAUGCCUGUCAUAUAAACCUGUGGAUUUUCUCAACACACACAUUCAUGGCCAAGAAGAAGGGGCUUGUAACCAGAGGGUCGUCGUAUUUCGAAUCCAGAGACAGAUCAAGGGCUGAGGUGCCCCUGAGCAAAGUACUCAACCCCAUGGCUCCCCGGACUCAGAUGUUUGCUGCCCACCGCUCCUGCACCCGACCAUUCUCUGAACCAUAGUGAUGAUCGCGUGUGGAAAUCCUCGUCGACCAGAACUUCAUAAAACAAAUCCAGACCAGAUCAUCUGUCACCAACAACCACUCCAUGUUCAAAAUCUCCUUUCUUCUCCAUUCUGAUGCUCGGUUUGAACUUCAGCAGGCCGUCUUGACAAGUUUUAGAGAGCCUCGUCUUCACAAGCUGAAAGUCAUUUUCUCCUCAUCCACAGACAAGACAGCACUUUCAGUUGCCAUGAGAAGCUUUGUGGUGUUUUUCCUCGGCGCCAGCUUCGCCAUGUUCGGACUUGGCGUCUCGCUGCAGUGUUAUUCCUGCCCCGGUGGCUCCAGCAGCAGCUGUGAAGUCAAACAUGGCUGUAACCAAGGUGAAGACACCUGCCUCAAACUCACCAGUGAAGAGAAGACCUACACUGGGUGUAUGAGGUACGCAGACUGUGACUUCAUGACUCUGGCGGUCAAAUACUCCCUUCCCGACUUCACCUUUGACUGCUGUCAGUCAAACCUCUGCAACGGCCAAGAAAAAAGCUUUCUUGACAAAGUCAGGGAUUUUUUUGGUUAAGAAAUUGAAACAAAUCAAAACAAAACAACAGCAAUAAGCUGGUAAAAAUAAAUCCCUUCAUAUCAGUGUGUUGAUGCUCAUUUGUAGGUAGCACUCUGUUGAGCUGCUUAUCAUUUUGCAAACAACUAACAAUAAAGUUUUCAAAUCCUCA
Messenger RNA from Solea senegalensis (Senegalese sole), 2822 nucleotides. Its product is annotated as CD59 glycoprotein-like. Lineage: Eukaryota; Metazoa; Chordata; Actinopteri; Pleuronectiformes; Soleidae. The record is from RefSeq and is a predicted model, not a curated record. Bases 2204 to 2671 code for a protein of 155 amino acids. The transcript is spliced from 6 exons.